GAAAAUGGAUUCUCUCGUAAUAACAAUUUCACUUCUCUUUGCAAUUUUCGCUUCUCCUCUUGUAGAGUCUGCUUAUAAUCAUAGUAAUGGUUACACCCUCGCGAAGGUAUCACUAAAUCCAAUUGAUGCUUGCUGGCGAAGAAACCCUAAAUGGGCGACUAGCCGUCAAGCUCUUGCAAAUUGCGCGGUAGGGUACGGAAAAGCUGCGUUAGGGGGCAAAAACGGUCCGAUCUACGUGGUUACAGACCCAUCAGAUGACCCUGUAAAACCUAAACCUGGAACGCUAAGAUAUGGAGCGGUCCAACCAAAACCGCUAUGGAUCACAUUCGCACGUGACAUGGUGAUAGUGUUAAAAAGCGAGCUCUAUGUGAACAGCUACAAGACGAUAGACGGGAGAGGGGCAAAAGUUGAAAUAGGCAACGGGCCGUGCUUAAGGAUGAAACUUGUGAAACAUGUCAUUAUACAUGGGAUAAGUAUCCAUGACUGUAAACCAGGUCCGAAGGAAAAAUUGGAUGGUGACGGUAUCCGCGUUUUCCAAUCUUCACAUAUUUGGAUCGAUCAUUGUUUCUUGUCUCGGAGCCAAGAUGGUUUGAUCGAUGUGAUUUUUUUGUCUACGGCUGUCACUAUCUCUAAUAACUAUUUCACGCAGCAUGAUAAAGUGAUGUUACUCGGACAUGAUGACAAGUUUAUGGGAGAUAAGAUCAUGAGAGUUACAAUUGCAUUCAACUAUUUUGGACCAGGUCUCAUUGAGAGAAUGCCUAGGGUGAGGAGAGGGUACGCGCAUGUAGCAAACAAUAGAUACGAGAAAUGGCAAAUGUAUGCGAUCGGAGGAAGUGCCGAUCCAAUUAUCUAUAGUGAAGGCAACUACUUCGUUGCUCCCGACAAGCGUAGCAGUAAACAGGUGACGAAGAGAAUGACAACUGGAGCUGAUUCUAAAAAAUGGAAAUGGAGUACGUCUAAAGACGUUUUCAUGAAUGGAGCUUUCUUCGUGCCGUCUGGUGGAGCAGUCAAGCCGUUGUACAAAGGAGGAGAGGCGUUUCCGGUGGCCCACGGCUCUCUCGUCCCUUCUCUUACUUCCUCCGCCGGUCCUCUCCGUUGCUCCGCCGGUAGAAUUUGCUAAUCAAUUACUCACCUCGUUUUUAUUAUAGAAGACCAAAAAAAAAAAAAAAGUCAAUUUCUUCAUUAAACGAUAUGUAAUUUUAUUUUUUUGGUUAUUGCCUCACAGUUCGUUAAUAUUAUCAGAAGAUUAACUCCCUUAACUUCUAUGUUAAUAUGUACUCUCUUAGUAUAAAAUGUAUAUAAUAUCGCAUUAAAUCCUGUAAAUAUAUGGUGGUAAAGUAUAGUAAUAGACUUUUAGUU
Camelina sativa (false flax) is the source of this 1359-nucleotide messenger RNA. RefSeq names its product putative pectate lyase 4. Gene Ontology annotation, molecular function: pectate lyase activity. The record is from RefSeq and is a predicted model, not a curated record. Lineage: Eukaryota; Viridiplantae; Streptophyta; Magnoliopsida; Brassicales; Brassicaceae.